This is a messenger RNA of Chironomus riparius, 4213 nucleotides long. Lineage: Eukaryota; Metazoa; Arthropoda; Insecta; Diptera; Chironomidae. The record is from the annotation of a GenBank genome assembly.
CUCCCCUAAAGUUUUGUUUUUAAUAAGAAAUUUAAAUUUGUUAAUUUUUAAAAGAAACAAAAUGAGUGUAUAUCAGUUAAUUAACAAGUUAUGCAUUGAAUUAAUUAAGGAAAGUGAAUGUGAUGAAAUUAAGCUGCAAACAGCUAGAAAAAUUGCUUUCGAAGUGUUGUUAAAAAAGUCAUUUAAUCAAAGUUUAUUGCUUGAAAAAACAAUCGAAGACUAUCAAUUUACGGGAUUUGAGCUAACGUUGCACAAUAGAAAAAAGGAACUAGAUAAACUUGAUUGUUAUAUUGAUGUCCUCAAAGAAAAUCCAAGCAGUUUAUUGCCAAUUUCAGCAUUUUUGAUUCUCCUUAAAAAUAUUGAUUCUGAAGAAGUUUGUGAGCAUCAUAGCUUCCUUCAGUUACAAACCAAAGCAUUCCAGGAUGUAAGGAAGAACAAAUAUCUUUCACACAUUUCUUUGUCAACUGAUCACACAAAUAAUGCGCGAAAUAGAAGUUCAAGUGAACAAACAACCUUCUUAAGUAGCAUACUUGAUUCCUACAUAGGACAUAACAAUUCCGAUAAUCUCAAAUUGAAAAGAAUUGAGCCUUUUCAGCCAGUAAUUAGCAGCAACACAAUCAGUGAGUUAAGUGACAAUCAACAAAAGUCAGCAGUAAGCUACAAGAAACGACAUACAUGGGAAAAUCUUCAAAAUCAUGAAGAGUCAUCAGUUAAGAGCUUCAUUACAGAAUCAACAAGUCUUUAUACAUUUCAAAGACUAAAAUUAGCUUCAAAUGCAUCAUCCAGUGAAAUUACGACUGUGUCGUUUCCAAAACUUAUGAAUGACAUAAAGCUGUUAAUUCUUGGAAUCGAAUCUGAAACAUUCAAGAGGACAGAAACGUCAUUGAAAUUUUACAUGACAACUCGAGUAUGUUGUGGUGAUAUUUCUGAUAUGAACGACUUGCUGGAGAAAUUUUUGGAAGUUGGAACUUGUUUUACUCGAUUAAAGUCGUAUACAGCAAAGAACCCAUUCAAUCAGAGUCAAAUAUUUGAAGGAUUUAUCUUUAAAGCCUUUUGCGACCGAGUCAUUAAAUUCUUAAAUUAUUGUCGUGAUAUAAUUUAUCCACAAGAAGCUGAGACCUUUUUAGAUCUUUACAAUAAUACAUCAAAAAUUAUGAAAAUCAUCAUACAUUUAUCAAUUUUCCUCAACAUACAUCCUUCAUCAUCAACUAUUCAAAGAGCUAUUCUCAGUGGAUCAGAUUUCUUACGUUUACUAUACAAUGAAUAUACAAUUUCUCUAAAUACCGAUGUUAAAUGCUUCUAUGUAGAUUUGUUGAAAGCGUGCUGUGAGGUUUAUUACAUACGAUAUCAAGAAUGGUUGUAUCAUGGAAAACUUGAUGAUCCUUAUAAGGAAUUAUUCAUUUAUUUUGUCGAUCGAUAUAAAGAAAAUACGAAACACUUUUUCGAUCGAGCCUACUUAAUAAGAAAACAAUCCGUUCCAGAAUUUUUAACUGGAUGUGCUGACAAUGUCCUACUUUGUGGAAAAUAUACCUUUCUAUUGAAAUCAUUCAAUCCUUUGCACCCACUUUUCAUCAUCAGGAAGCCCCCAUUUAAGAUUUGCUUAACUCACGACCAAAUAAAUGAGCUCAAAGAUAGAUGCAGAGAAUUUUCAAGAAAAGUAAGACGAGAAUGCGGUGAAGUCAUAUCCAUUUCUGAACUUUUAGAAGAGAAACAUAGAAUACAGGUUGAAAAGUACAAGAAUGCAGAAAUAGCAUCAACUAAAAAUGCGCUAAAAUGGAAACAGAAUCAAGAAGAGCGAUUACAAGAAAUUCGAGAUUUUCGUGAGGCACAACAAAAGGAAUUGCGAAAAGAAUUGGAACUGAUUGAACAGAAAAAAAUGUUGAAAAGAAUGACAGAAAUUCAAGCUGAACGUGAUUAUUUGGAUGAAUUGGAUCGAAUUGAGGAUGAAGAGCUUCAAAGAGAAAACGAAGAACUAAAAGCACGAAUUAAAAUUUAUCAAGAACUUAAUGAUAAAUUAUCAGAUGAAAUUGACCAAAAUAAAAAUGUAACGGAUCAAGCAACAACGAGAAAAUUAAACCCCAUUAAAAUUGAAACUGAAGACACACUAAAUGCAAAUAAUCCAGUAGAUAAAGCUACUCAGGAAAUGACAAUUGUUAAAGAUGAGAUGAAUAAUAUUGUGGAAUCAGCAUGUGAAUUAACAGAAGCACAGAGAAAUAGGAAUAAAGUCAUGUCUCAUGAGUACAACUUAAUAGAUCCAAAACAAGUUGAUGACAAUAAUGGAAACAAUGAAAGUCCAAAAAAUUUAACAGAUGCUCAAAAGAAUCGAAAUAAGGUGCUUGGAUAUGAAUUAGAUUUGAUUAAGAAUGAAGAACAAUCAGAACAACCAAAAAUAAAUGUUCAAGAUUAUGACAAAAUGACAGAUUUGCAAAAGAAUCGAUUAAAAGUCAUGUCACAUGAAUUUGGCUUAGAUGAUAAGCAUGGCUACAAAAAGGACACGAAAGAAAACUCACAAAGGAAUAAAGUUCAACGUGAUAAUUUGACAGAAUUACAACGAAAUCGUCAGAAGGUUAUGUCGCAUGAAUUUGGGUUCGAGGGAUAUGAAGAAGUAAGGAAUCCACAAGAAAAGAAAGAAAAAUUGUCGUUGGAACUUCUAAACCCAGACACAAGUAAACUAAAUUUAGAAUCUCCAAUGUCAACGACUUCUGAUCAUUUCAAUAGUGACCAAAAUGAGUCACUCGAGAAAUCAACAUUAUCGGAUUUAGUCCAUAAUUCCGAGAAUAAGCAAGAUGAUGAUGAUGCCGACAAAAUGGAAAUGUUUAGAGCAUUUGAAGAGGCUAUAGAGGCCAUAGAACAAAAGACAACCGAACAGAAUCAGAAUAAAUUUAUGGGAAUUAAGCUCAAUGACUCUUCAGUUUCUGCUCACAUGUCUACAUCAACAGAAAUUACAAAAAUGGAUACAAUUGCUUUAUCACAAUAUCUGCAAAUGUCAUUAACAUUGCCACUUAAUGCUUAUAUGGAAAUAUUAAAUAAUGAAACAUUAAAGAUGUAUAUUAAGGAUUUAGAUAUAUUGUCGCACUUCAAGAGUCUCAGAAAUUACUUUCUGCUUAUGAAUGGAGAGUUUUGUAGCUGCAUAAGUCAUGAUAUGUUUUCAAAAAUUGAGAAUGGCAUGAAACCGGCUGAAUUAUUAAAUUAUCAAUCUCUUCAUAUGAUUCUUGAUCAUGCAUUAAGCAAUUCUCGAUACUAUGACCCAAAUACGGAAUAUCUCUCAUUUAUAGUACAAAACAUUCCUGAAAAGUUUGAAAUGAAUUCGCCAAGUAUCUUGAACAUGCUGACUUUAAGCUAUCAACUUGAAUGGCCUCUAAGCUUAAUACUCAACCCAGAGACGAUGGAUAAAUAUCGAGCUAUCUUCAACUACCUAAUAAAAUUGAAACGAAUAACCUGGAUUCUCGAGCAAUGCUUUCAAAUUCUAAAGGAAGCUCACAAGAGUCAUGGAAUGGAAAUAUUAAAAUCUCAGCAAUAUCGUGAUGUACAGUAUAUCCGACAUAAAAUGACACAAUUCGUUAAUUGUCUUGAGAACUAUGUAACUCAUAAUGUUAUUCAAAUAUCAUGGAAUGCAUUUAUGGAAGAUAUAAAAUCAGCAGAAUCAAUCUUGUGUAUUUAUAAGAAGCAUGCAAACUACUUGAAGAGAAUUUUAUUCCUAUGCUUGCUCAAUAAGAGUUAUACGGAAUUUUAUAAGAAUAUUGAAGAUAUUUUUAAAGUCAUACUCAAAUUCUACAAACAUUUAAAAUCUGGCAAUUGGUUGAACACAUCAUCGACCUACACACAUGAGAAAUAUAAUAGAAUUCAAGUUGAUGCCGAUGAGUUCCAUAGAUUAAUUCGUUACAUAUUAUAUCUUGGCAACAAGGUGAUUCAGCAAGGAUAUCAGAAAGAAAUUUAUGACUUGUUACAUCUAAUCAAUGUUAAUGAUUACUACUCAAAUGAUGAUUGAAUUUCUGAAAAUUAUGUUGUUUACUUUGCAUCCCAUCGUACCCAAGAUUUCGGCACUUUGUUUGACUAAAUUAUCCAUGCAUCUCGAGAAGUACGAUAAAUCAUUCAUGACAGAUGAAUUUGCGUAGAACGACCUAUUGUUCAAGAUUAACUCAACCAAAUAAUGAAUAUUGCACCUAUAUAAUUGAAUAAAAAGAUGUUAACUGGAAUUAAAUCAGAAAAAAAG